Aspergillus affinis is the source of this 939-nucleotide messenger RNA. Its product is annotated as aspartate aminotransferase. Gene Ontology annotation, biological process: biosynthetic process. The record is from RefSeq and is a predicted model, not a curated record. NCBI's taxonomy places the organism in Eukaryota, Fungi, Ascomycota, Eurotiomycetes, Eurotiales, Aspergillaceae. Bases 1 to 939 code for a protein of 312 amino acids. Gene Ontology annotation, molecular function: pyridoxal phosphate binding. The transcript is spliced from 2 exons.
AUGCAUUAUAAACGCACUUUCAUCGGCAUCGAAGCCCCCGAAGAAUUAAACCAAACAGUCCAUUAUGCCCUCUCGGAGAGUGGAGUGGGGGACCGUACGCUCGCAGAUCUGGGGAUUUCCGUGCCUAUUGGCCAGCCUCUGACGUACACUGCCCACCAGGGCAGAGCUCGACUCCGCACACUGGUAGCCAAAUGUUAUGGCCUCGAUGCAGUAGAUAUUCUCGUGACGACUGUGGCUCCUCGGCGUUAUUGCGGCAGUGCUGCAGCCGAACACCAAACUGAUCAGUCUCACAGCACCCCUAAUCCAACAGACUCCAUGAUCAUCGAGGAACAACUCCGUAAAGUGGCCGAUCUGGCUAGAAAUCACAGCUGCUAUCUCCUUGUGGACGAGACUUUUGCGGAGCUCAUGAGCCCCAAUCGUCUCCCUUGUGCGGCAUCUCUAGGAUCGCACGUCAUUUGGGUUUCGUCCAUGUCCAAAGCAUACGGCGUUCCCAGUAUCCGCGUUGGAUGGAUUUCGUCUAAAAACAAGCUGCUGCACGAGGCAUUCCUCGUUGCCAAGGAACAGACAAGCAUUACCGUAGGUGUGCUGGAUGAAUAUGUGGCAGAGUGCAUCUUGGAGCGACGCGAGGAGUUGCUGCAGCCGGUACGCUUGGAGAUGAAGAGCAGGCGAGACCUUGUGGAUGCUUGGGUUCAGGAAGAGGACAUGGUGGAGUGGGUUCGACCAGAAGCUAUGUCAAUCGCAUUAAUACGCAUGACGAGGGAGCCACCGGGAGGAGCCACGUCUUUCUAUAGCCGAUUGUUGAAGGAGCAAGCGACCUAUGUCGGUCCGGGACAUUGGUUCGAACUGCCCGAGACUUGUUUCCGACUUGGGUAUGGGUGGCCAGCCAUGGAGGAUCUUAAGAAGGGAUUAGCAGCCAUCUCUCGGGCCCUGCGUGGCUAA